AGCGAGAGUGUAGUCGCUUGAGCUCCCGCACUGGUACUCAUGGGCGCCUAGGUAGUUGUAGUCCACCCUUGACAGCCUUAGACUAUUCCGCAGCUUCCAGUCCAAUGUGCGCGACACGGAUUCAGGCGUCUGCGGGUAAGUGCAUUUAGAACCUCUGAAGCACCAAAAGAUCCUGCAUUAUGGAGAGCCUGGACGACCUGCUCGGAGAAACCGCCACCUUGGGCGAGUCCCGGUCGCAAAACAAAAACCGCCGUCCGCGGCCGGAGGGAAAUGACAAGGCCAAAUCCGGGUGGGGCUUUGGGGACUCGUCAAGCGGCAGCACAAGAAAAAUGGAGACGCCACGUAAGGAUCAUAUCACGAACUAUUGAUUUAGAUUUUUCACUUGGCCCAUUGCUUGUAUUUUUGAUGAUAAGGAGAAGGAGAUGAAAUAAAACAAUAUCAUGCUCGUGCCACAACUAUUUUUCGGGACGGAGUGUCGUUGCCCGCCUGCUUCUGCCCCCGCUUUUAGAUCCUUUUUGUAGAAGUAGAUAUAAACGAGUUGAAAUAACUUGAUCGCCUCCGCAACCCUCGCAAAAUUCUACCUGUCGCUCUGGGUUCUUGUUAAGCGGAACAAAAGUAAUAGUAAAAUCGUUCGCGGUUGCUGUAGUAGCUUCGGAAAAAAAAUGACGUUUCUUUACUCUAGAAGUACCGUGAAUCAUGAUGAGAAAAAUUUAGACGUGUCUCCUUGCACCGAGGUUUGCUUUCGCGAAAGCUUUCCAGUGCGGAUUCACUAAAAAACUUCUCGAUGCUGACACUUUGCCAGUAAGUUGUGAAUCUUCAGCACUUCGAUCAAGAAAAUAUAUACACAAGACGUACCCGCCGACCAUGACGGAUCCAAGUAUUGAUUCUUGUAGUGCACAUAGCGAGUACAAUCGUUCUUGCAGUGGCGCCCCAAGUCGUCAUGUCGAACAUGGAAGUCCUCACUUCGUUGAUCAGUGCUGACUUCGAUAAUUCUCCGUUGCAAAAAUUCAGAAAGUUCUCAAAACAGAGCCUGCCACGGAGCAGAUACGGCAGCACAUUGACGAUAAGGAUGACGAUGUUGGGGACGCGAUCCCGGUGAUCCCCGAUUUGGAGGACGACCAAGAUGAGGAUCUUUCGAAGCAGGUGGCAGCGCCACCACCAACCAGCAUGGACCAGGAUUUCAGGUCACUCCGCGAACUCGAGCCGGAUAACGCAGAGAAAAAGCUCCUGGUAAUGUCAUGUACUAUGCGUUGCACAUCAUUUUUGUCGGAUUUACACCCCCCUAGUCCUAGCGCCAGGACCCAUCACGCACAAAUAAUAGAUCUUUACAAAGAUGAGAAAGAGAAGUACUUGUCCUGAAGAUGCAACUUUCGCUAAUGUACCUGCACACAUGAUGCAUCAACAGCAAACGGCUUCCGCGGGGCAACAGGGGAUCGAUCUGUCGAGCCUGAUGAGCGUGAUGAGUCCCUAUCAGAUGGUAACGGAAUCUGACGACAUCUGGGACUAUAAUUUGCUCUUCCAGGAGGUGGUGUCCCAUGUCAACGAAGUCGCGGCCGCGAAAAAAGCGAAUGAAGUAAAUUCAUGAUGCUGACAAGUGGCAGCAGGAGGCUGCAUAUAAAGAUAAACCGAAUGAAAAUGAAUGCGCUUAUGUGUGUGCCGCCCCUCUGGAAGCCGAUUCCGUUUUCAACUGUUUUCGCUGCACGAUGAAUACGUGAAGAAAGCGUGAUUUUGAUUGUAGAAUCCGACCGCUUUAUACGCG
Amoebophrya sp. A120 is the source of this 1759-nucleotide messenger RNA. The record is from the annotation of a GenBank genome assembly. Lineage: Eukaryota; Dinophyceae; Syndiniales; Amoebophryaceae.